Messenger RNA from Spea bombifrons (plains spadefoot toad), 997 nucleotides. RefSeq lists its product as uncharacterized. The record is from RefSeq and is a predicted model, not a curated record. Bases 81 to 968 code for a protein of 295 amino acids. The transcript is spliced from 11 exons. Lineage: Eukaryota; Metazoa; Chordata; Amphibia; Anura; Pelobatidae.
AUGAAAUCAGUUUAAUCCAGAGCUGGUCAAGGUACAGUUCUAAACUCCAAACUUUGCAGAAGACGCUUGAACUACCAUCGAUGGAAGAAUUCAAGGUGGCUGAUGGCAAGGAGAACCAAAGAUGGGCCAGGUACAAUUCUCAGGUGCACAACCUAGAGAAAAAACUAGGGCUUGAUUCAGAUACGCGUAUGUUUCCAGAGCUUACUAUUCGUACAUCCCAAAACUUGACCACAGCUGAUCCUUUAGGAAAAGCAUUCCGGUACGACCAGAAAAUCCCAGCUGGAAAUCGGUUGCAAAAAGAGGUUCUUAAACGCUGGGGUCCUUCAGCACUUGAAACAAUGAUGCAAAGUUACCGUGAAGGUUCCACACACAGAGCUGCUGAUUCUUCCCCGAGGCAGGAAAUAAUUGACAAGAUUUUGAUCAGAAGACAAAUAAGUCGGUCUCAAAAACAGAAACAUCAUGAAGAUGAAAUCAGGAGAUUGGCUGAAUCCAAGGAAAAGUUGAAGAAAGCACUAAAGAUAUUGGAAAUGCAGAAUGAAUUCUUUGGAAAUGGCAGAGGCUUGCACAGAAAAACCUCCCCUACAAUGAAGCAAUUUUCCGACAUCAGAAAAGAAAAUCAAAACACAAAAGUAAUUGGAACUAACCUGCUAAAAGACUUGGAAACUGAUGGACAGCUAAUGGAUGAUGUAGUAGAGGAGAUAAUGACUGGUCACUUAAACCACAUACCCGACAAAAUGACAUCUGGCAUUGCAAAAGAGCUAUAUGCAAAAGUAACGUUAGAAAAUUAUAUCGCUCGUGCUGUCCUUCUUAUUGCUGAAGAAAUUAUCCUGGAGACGACAAUGGAAAUGACUAAACGAAACACAACUGAUGUAAUAAGGAGACUGACCCUAGGCUCGACGUUUGAGUCGCAGUAUGAUUCUGCACAGGUUCAAGAAUAUUUGACAAAGUCGGAUCCUUUCAAUUUUUAACAGUCCCGGUGAUCUUUUUCUUAUAAAUG